Molecule: messenger RNA, 810 nt
Organism: Colletotrichum higginsianum IMI 349063
Lineage: Eukaryota; Fungi; Ascomycota; Sordariomycetes; Glomerellales; Glomerellaceae
Product: Cytochrome b5-like Heme/Steroid binding domain-containing protein
Exons: 2
Coding region: 1-810 (269 amino acids)
Cellular component (GO): membrane; endomembrane system
Source: RefSeq, a predicted model, not a curated record
AUGGCAGACGAAUCUCCCAGUGUGCGCCAGCGCAAGCCGGUGCAGCAAGCCGAGGACGACGACAACCUGUUUGCGGGCACCCCGGCCGAACAUUCGCGGGGGAAGAAGAGCAAAAGGUCCAAGAAGGCAAAGGCUGAGGCGGACGUGUACAGCCCCUACGUCGACAUCCUCCGCUUGCUGAGCUUCCUCCUCCUCGCAUCUUGCGCCCUCAGCUAUCUCCAGAGCAAUGGCGAGAGCUUCUUCUGGGGCCAGAAGAACAAGCCCUGGUACCUGCGGCCCAGCUACUGGCGGUCCAAAUGGAACGGCCCCGUUUACCUCACCCCCGAAGAGCUCCUACAGUACGACGGCUCGGACCCCGAGAAGCCCAUUUACCUCGCCAUCAACCACACCAUCUUCGACGUCUCGGCGAACCCGCGCAUCUACGGCCCGGGCGGCUCCUACAACGUCUUCGCCGGCCGCGACGCCUCGCGCGGCUUCGUCACGGGCUGCUUCAUGGAGGACCGCACCCCGGACAUGCGCGGCGUCGAGGCCAUGUUCCUGCCGCUCGACGACCCCGAGAUCGACCGCCACUGGUCCUACGACGACAUGCGGAGGCUGCAGGAGGAGGAGCUGGCCGCCGCCCGCGCCAAGGUCCACGACGCGCUCAAGCAUUGGGUCGAUUUCUUCUCCAAGAGCGACAAGUACGGCGCCGUCGGCAAGGUCAGGAGGGAUCCCGACUGGCUCGAGAAGGAGCCCAAGAAGAAGCUGUGCGAGCAGGCGCAGAAGGGCAGGGUCCCGAGGAAGCUUCCUGGGCAGGAGGGCCAGAACUAG